AUGGGUUUCAUUUAUGAAGCAAUGGAUAGGGCCAAAGAAUCAAUUCAAAGAGCUUUCAAUAACAAUGAAGGGAAUGAUAAUGAAGUGGUGGAUGACCUCUACAAAUGUAUUGAUAAGCUUAGUGAAGAUGAUGAUUUUGUAGUUGAAGUUCACAAACAAUUGUUAGUGUAUAAAAGGGCUAGAGAGAGGUUUGGUAUGACUGCAGCAAUGAAAGCAAGGACUGAAAUAUCUCCUGCUGAGUGGUGGAAAUUGUAUGGAGGAAAAACACCACACUUGCAAACCAUUGCCAUUAAAGUUUUAAGUUUGACUUGUAGCUCAUCAGGAUGUGAGCGUAAUUGGAGUACCUUUGAGCAUAUUCACUCAAAGAAGAGAAGUAGGCUUGAGCACCAAAAGCUUCAAGAUUUGGUUUAUGUUAAGUAUAACCAAGCUCUUCUAGAUCGCUUUGAGUGUCAUGAUGUGAUUGACCCUAUUGCUUUAAAUGAUAUUAAUGAUAACAAUGAGUGGUUAUUGGGAGAAUUGGAAGGAGAAGAAGCGGGUAAUGAUUUGGUUUUUGAUGAUGAUGACUUGAAUUGGUUAGAUGUUGCUGAGGCAACUGGGGCUGGUGAACCUUUACAAAACACAAGGAGUCAAACACAUAUAAACAAGGCAGUAGCUGCACUUGCACCUACAAAUGAAAAAGGAAAAAAGGUUGAUGGAACAAGGUUGUACGGUAAGUACAAGGAGAUCCUUCUUGUGGUAGUUGCACAAGAUGACAACAAUAAAAUCCUUCCAAUAGUCUUUGCCAUUAUAAAAGGUGAAACAACAGAAGCAUAA
Messenger RNA from Glycine soja, 813 nucleotides. RefSeq lists its product as uncharacterized. The transcript has 5 exons. NCBI's taxonomy places the organism in Eukaryota, Viridiplantae, Streptophyta, Magnoliopsida, Fabales, Fabaceae. The coding region runs from base 1 to 813 and encodes 270 amino acids. Gene Ontology annotation, molecular function: protein dimerization activity. The record is from RefSeq and is a predicted model, not a curated record.